AUGAGUAACACUACAGCAAAGAGUGUUGCAACGUUUAGAGCAUGUUUGGGUGCCGAUGCCCAGACUGCUAUGGGUUCACUGUUCGGUGCGGCGACAGCGACUUCAUCAUCAAAGGUAGCGGCAAGAGUCACCUUCACAGACAUCAACAACAAGUCAUUCCGAUCAUAUAUAACAAUCAACCAUAACAAUAACAGCAGUAAGGGUUGCAUCAUCACAUCAUCGAGUACAUUGCUACGAAGCAUUGCUCCACACUUUGGUCGUCAACAUCAUCUUAGGUCAUUCACUUCAACAUCAACUACAUCAUCUUCAUCGAACAACAACAACAAUAACAACAACAAUGAUGCAGAGAAUGAACAACAACAACAUAAGAAUCUAUUUGAUCAAGACAAGGUGUUGGUGUUUGAAGAUGUCAAGGAGUUCAAGUUCAAGGGUAUCUCAUUCAUUGGCUUCCUUCAGAUCGGUCUGCUGUUUGGUAUCUACGACUGGUACUUUGAGCUGCCCGACCCAGGCUUUGCUACUACUGCACUAGUCUUUGGUGUAUGCACAGGCUUUGUCCUUGCAACAUUCUACUUCAUCAGGAAGCAUGGUAGGAUGUCGAUUGCAAAGAUAUUCGCAUAUAACAAGGGUAGGAUCAUUGAGUUGGUCACUUACAAUCAGUUUGGUAAUCCAAAGGUGCAUCGCGUCGUCACUGUUAGCAAGUUCAACAAUGUCAAGAAGAACGCCAGCAUCACCACUGUUGAGAAGCAGCAACAGAUGUUCUACCUCAAGCUGGCGGGCACUGCCACUCACUACAUGGGCGACCUGAACGGUGGCACCAUCCACAACCCUGCCAUCCUCGAGAAGCUCAUCCACACCAAGAGUAUCACACAGAAAUAA
Molecule: messenger RNA, 876 nt
Organism: Acytostelium subglobosum LB1
Lineage: Eukaryota; Evosea; Eumycetozoa; Acytosteliales; Acytosteliaceae
Exons: 2
Coding region: 1-876 (291 amino acids)
Source: RefSeq, a predicted model, not a curated record